Arachis stenosperma is the source of this 1156-nucleotide messenger RNA. RefSeq names its product non-specific lipid transfer protein GPI-anchored 20-like. Bases 302 to 976 code for a protein of 224 amino acids. The record is from RefSeq and is a predicted model, not a curated record. The transcript is spliced from 4 exons. NCBI's taxonomy places the organism in Eukaryota, Viridiplantae, Streptophyta, Magnoliopsida, Fabales, Fabaceae.
UCCACUUUUGCAGCUGAACUAAUACAGAACUUAAUGACUUGGCUGAUGAUACAUGUUGUAUUAUAGACACAACAUUCUGUGACACUUGGGUGAACAUAACCUUUCCACUGAGGUCAAAAGUCAAAACAUACUAAUCCCACCUGCUUCAAAUUCUUUCAUUUGGCUCUAAUUAGUCAUGGUAGUUGAGCUUCUAAACUAAAUUUCAUGCUUAACUUGUUGAUUUCCUAUGUCUAUAAAUUCGCUUAACAUGCUCUUACCCAACCAUCAAACUUGGUCUUGACUCUACACAUAACAAAUAAACAUGGUAGCAAGUGUUGUGGCUCUAGUACUAGGCAUGUUGAUGGUGACUGCACCAUCCUACGCGCAAAUUAGCACACCAUGCAACGUCUCGGCGCUAAGCACACUGUUCACACCUUGCGCGAGCUUCCUCACAAAUAGCAGUGGCAAUGGCACCUCGCCAACUGCCCAGUGCUGCGGCGCCCUCAAGUCGCUGACCAGUGGCGGUAUGAACUGCUUGUGUCUCCUUCUGACGGCCGGCAUUCCUUUCAGAAUACCAGUCAACCGAUCCUUGGCCAUCUCUCUUCCUCGUGCCUGCAACAUGCCUGCUGUCCCCGUUCAAUGCAAAGCCUCAGGUACACCACUUCCUGCUCCAGGACCAGUGGCUUUUGGACCGUCUCCUUCAUCACCCUCAGGAUUUACUCCAACUCCUAGUCCUCAAGCUUCUUCUUCUUCUGCCAUCCCCCCAUCACCACCGAGUCCACCUUCUCUGGCACCAGAGUCUGACACAAGUAGUAGCUCUCCUCCUCUUCAAAGUCCGGCAUCUCCGUCAGUGGAUUCUGGAACCACAAGUACACCAGCUUCAUCCACGGGAAGUUCCCGCCCUGGUCUCACUCCAUCAUCUGCCAUCAAACUUUUCAAUGCGCCUCCUUCUCUUCUAUUCAUUGCACUUGGAGUUGCUGUUCUCAAAUUCUACUAGGUUUCUCUUUGUUUGCAUAUUCUCAAGUUCAUGUACCUAUGGAAUUGAUGUUACUAUGUAUUCUUUUGCGGCGUGGCUGCUCAUAUCACCUUCUUUUUUCGAAUCGAAGCUAUUUGUAUUGUAAAUUUGUAAUGUGUAUUAUUAUUCUUAUGGAGGUUGUUGGACGCAUGUAAUUGGGAU